CCCCACAACUAGAGAAAACCUGUGCGGAGCAAUGAAGACCCAACACAGCCAUAAAUAAAUAAAUAAAUAAAUAAAAUUAAAAAAGGAACAGCUCGAGAGCACUGCAGGGCACUAAGAGAUGAGGGGGACUGAGGGAUGGGUGAGACCUGGUUCCUGGUCUCAGGAAAUGUCUAGUCUCAUUGGGGAGACAGAAAUAACACUCUAGGAACAAUUAAGGAGAAAUAAAUAUCAGUUUGUGCUCAAGAACCAAGCAGUGUGAUAAACACCACUUCCCUUCCAUCCCUGGCAAAAUCCAGUCAUUAAGACCCAGAUCAAGUUUCACAUUCUUGGUAAAGUCUUCCCUGGACACUCUUGGAUGAGCCCAUAGUUCUAAGUCCAUACCCCUACUGGUACUUUUCACUUCACAUCACAGGAAAUGCACUGCUCAGGUCUCCUACAGCAAGGAGAGCAACCCAGUGAGUGUCUUUUAUGUUUAAUCCUGUCUUGGUGACAGCUUCUUGGAGACCUGUUGGAGAACCAACAUGUUGGUUGGUUACUUCUGUCUUUCCCGCUAGACUGUGAGCUCUCUCAGCUCCCUGACAAGUCAGUGGGGAGUAUCACCGUGGUAUGAUGUGGCCACACUUCCCACGGGCUGUUCCCAGCUAGUGACUGAGCACAAUGCGGCACUAGUACCAGCAUUCCUAUAGGACGUAGGGCUCCCUGAACUGCAAUGUUGGCUCCAAGAUUCAGAACUGCACUGCUGCCUGAGUUCCUCCUGCCCAAUCCUCUCCCAGGUGUCAGACCUGCAACGAGGUAAGGCUCUUCUCUCUCCCCUUUAUCCUUCAUGGAUGUGUCUCCCCAUGAAUCUCUUGCAUGCUUAAUCCUGUCUUAUUGACCCACAGCUUCUUGGAAAGCCUGAGAGGACACAAGUUAGUUGGUUACUUCUGUCUUCUCCAUUAGACUGAGUUCUGUGAGAUCAGGGACCCACCCGUCUGCUUCGGGCAUCAUCUCAGGGUGGAGCACAGGACCUGACCCAGAGGAUGAAUGAGCAAAGAGAUGAACAUUCAGAGAAGGGGCAGGUAGGUGAGAGAGAAAGAAGCCAGAGGAAGCUUCAGGGAGGUGGUAAGCCUUGCCUGGGGUCUGGAGGGCAGGAAAAGCUGCCAGAGUAGAAAGGAACAGUCUUCAUGGAGGCUCAAUAUCUGUUGAGGAUGGAUUCAGUGUUUCAUCAUCUUCCCAGAGCUAUGCUCAGGAGAGAGUUGUGGGUAAAUGUAAUGGGGUCACUCUGCCUUGGCAUAGGAAGGUUGGACCAUAGGAGGUGGGCUAGGGAGGCAGAGGGAAGAGAUGGAAACCGGAAAGGGCCGCCUUCAUUGUUGGCAGUGCCCAAGCCUGAGGCCCUGACCCAGAGCAGGGCCCCCAGAUGCUGCCGGGGAACCACUGGGGCCCUGGUGGAUUAGGGCAGAUUUGUGUUAGAUGUCUCUGCAAUGAGGUCAGCAUCCAGAGCCAGAGCAAAUUCCCCGUUGUGAAUUCCAGUGUCUCCUAUACAGUGUGCAGUCCCAACAGGGUUCUGGCCCUGGUUCCCACCACCGCACUUUCUACUCAGAGGACAUCUGGUUACAGUUCCCAUCAAGGGCAACCCUUGAUCCCAGAGCCCUAGAGCAGUGGGGGUGGAGGGAAACUUCUGCUUCUGUGCUGUGGCCUGAUUCCCACAAGACCACCGAGACUGGUAAGAGUGGGGCUGGGAAGUUUCCUUCACGGGGUUGUACCCUAAAGGUCAGGCAGCCCUGGACAAAGCCCGUGUGGUGAGAAGCCAGGAAAUCUGGGAGCUGGCUGGGAUCCCAGAAGGUCCCAUCCUGCUCUCUCAUAGGAACAAAAGAGCUGGUGCUCCGGGAAAUGUGAGAAGAGGACACCUCACAUGAGGCUGCAGCUGGUGUGGCCACUCCAGAGUCCUGGCUCCUUCUCCAUUGCCGGGUCAGUAAACAGGACCAUAGGGUCUGUGGGCUGCAGGGCUCUGGGCAAUCAGGGCUCCAGCUGGGAGGCCUCAGCCCUAGCUGACCCUCAGGCCCAGGACGGCCCCUCAUGGCCAGGGGUUGAGGCCUGGCUUAUCUCUCCAGCUGUCCUGUUCCCUGCCACUUUAUCAGGGAGAGUGGGUAGGUGUCAGAGCUUGGAACUCCCACCUCUCCCUCCCCGUGGGAUAGAGCCCAGGUGCAAGUGGAAGGACAACUCUUGGGCACAGCCAGGAGACCUCUGUCCUGGGAGAGUUUAAAAGGCCCCAGGACCUUCUCCGCCUCAACUGACCUUCCCAACUGGCUGCAGCAUGCAGGGGCUCCUGAUUUUGAGCGUGCUGCUGGGGGCUGUCCUUGGCAAAGAGGACUUCGUGGGGCACCAGGUGCUCCGAAUCUCUGCGGCCGAUGAAGCCCAGGUACAGAUGGUGAAGGAGCUGGAGGACCUGGAGCACCUACAGCUGGAUUUUUGGAGGGGCCCUGCCCAGCCAGGCUCCCCCAUCGACGUCCGAGUGCCCUUCCCCAGCAUCCAGGCUGUCAAAGUCUUCCUGGAGGCCCGUGGCCUCAGAUACACAAUCAUGAUAGAGGACGUGCAGUCGCUGCUGGACGACGAGCAGGAGCAGAUGUUCGCCUCCCGGAGCCGGGCCCGCAGCACUAACACCUUUAACUAUGCCACCUACCACACCCUGGAGGAGAUCUAUGACUUCAUGGACUUGCUGGCGGCCGAGCACCCACAGCUUGUCAGCAAGCUCCAGAUCGGCAGCAGCUACGAAGGCCGUCCCAUCUACGUGCUGAAGUUCAGCACUGGGGGGAACAACCGUCCAGCCAUCUGGAUUGACACGGGCAUCCAUUCUCGGGAGUGGGUCACCCAGGCCAGUGGGGUCUGGUUUGCAAAGAAGAUCGCACAAGACUAUGGCCAGGACCCAGCUUUCACUGCCAUUCUGGACAACAUGGACAUAUUCUUGGAGAUCGUCACCAACCCUGAUGGUUUUGCCUUCACCCACAGCAAGAAUCGAAUGUGGCGCAAGACUCGAUCCCUGACGUCGGGCUCCACCUGCAUUGGGGUGGACCCCAACAGGAACUGGGACGCUGGCUUUGGGAAGGCCGGAUCCAGCAGCAACCCAUGCUCGGAAACUUACCGUGGCAAGUUUGCCAAUUCCGAAGUGGAGGUCAAGUCCAUCGUGGACUUUGUGAAAGAACACGGGAACAUCAAGGCCUUCAUCUCCAUCCACAGCUACUCCCAGCUCCUCUUGUAUCCCUUUGGCUACAAAAGAGAAUCACCUGCAGACAAGGAUGAGCUGGAUCAGGUGGCUAAGUCUGCUGUUGAGGCCCUGACCUCUCUGUAUGGGACCAAGUUCAAGUAUGGCAGCAUCAUCACAACAAUUUACCAAGCCAGUGGAGGCACCAUUGACUGGACCUAUGACCAGGGCAUCAAGUACUCCUUCACCUUCGAGCUCCGGGACACCGGGCGCUAUGGCUUCCUGCUGCCGGCCUCCCAGAUCAUCCCCACGGCCCAGGAGACAUGGCUGGCACUUCUGACCAUCAUGGAGCACACGCUGAAUCACCCCUACUGACCCGGCCCUUCAGCGCUGUCUUCCUCCUCCUCUCCGUCCCCACCCAGGCAGCCAAAUAAAGUUUGAGUGUACAUGGACCAGAAUGGGGCU
Molecule: messenger RNA, 3643 nt
Organism: Aethalodelphis obliquidens (Pacific white-sided dolphin)
Lineage: Eukaryota; Metazoa; Chordata; Mammalia; Artiodactyla; Delphinidae
Gene: CPA1
Product: carboxypeptidase A1
Exons: 10
Coding region: 2294-3553 (419 amino acids)
Biological process (GO): proteolysis
Molecular function (GO): metallocarboxypeptidase activity; zinc ion binding
Source: RefSeq, a predicted model, not a curated record